GGGACUGUAGUGGAAUCAUGGGGCCCUUCUUCAGAGCGCCCGUUCCCCUCAACUCCCAAUCCCCAGGUCCUCUGCCUCAGGCCCCUCCUCCAUUGACAUCAGAGCCGCAGGCGGGCCGAGAGAGCCAAGCCCCAGCCAAGCGCCAGCGACUGAGCAGGCAGGCUGACCAGGCACAGACCCGGUGGGAGCUUCGCACCAGCCACCUCGGCCCCUCGCAGCCAGCCCCGACGCGGGGCAGCCGCAGGAGCCCUGGCUGUGGCUGGAGGGCAGUGGGCCAUGCCAGGGGCAGUGGAAGGCCCCAGGUGGAAGCAGGCAGAAGACAUUAGGGACAUUUAUGACUUCCGAGAUGUGUUGGGCACGGGUGCCUUCUCAGAGGUAAUCCUGGCAGAAGACAAGAGGACUCAGAAGCUGGUGGCCAUCAAAUGCAUUGCCAAGAAGGCCCUGGAGGGCAAAGAGGGCAGCAUGGAGAAUGAGAUCGCCGUCUUGCACAAGAUUAAGCACCCCAACAUCGUAGCCCUGGAUGACAUCUAUGAGAGUGGGGGCCACCUCUACCUCAUCAUGCAGCUGGUUUCAGGUGGGGAGCUAUUUGACCGCAUUGUGGAGAAAGGAUUCUACACAGAACGGGAUGCCAGCCGCCUCAUCUUCCAGGUGCUGGAUGCUGUCAAGUACCUGCAUGACCUGGGCAUCGUGCAUCGGGAUCUCAAGCCAGAGAACCUGCUGUAUUACAGCCUGGAUGAAGACUCCAAAAUCAUGAUCUCCGACUUCGGCCUCUCCAAGAUGGAGGACCCAGGCAGUGUGCUCUCCACAGCCUGUGGGACUCCAGGAUACGUGGCCCCUGAGGUCCUGGCCCAGAAGCCCUACAGCAAGGCCGUGGACUGCUGGUCCAUAGGGGUCAUUGCCUAUAUCCUGCUCUGUGGCUACCCGCCCUUCUAUGAUGAAAACGAUGCCAAACUCUUUGAACAGAUACUGAAGGCCGAGUAUGAGUUUGACUCUCCUUACUGGGACGACAUCUCUGACUCUGCCAAAGAUUUCAUACGGCACUUGAUGGAGAAAGACCCGGAGAAGAGGUUCACUUGUGAGCAAGCCUUGCAACACCCAUGGAUUGCAGGAGAUACAGCUCUGGAUAAGAAUAUCCACCAGUCAGUGAGCGAGCAGAUCAAGAAGAACUUUGCCAAGAGCAAGUGGAAGCAAGCUUUCAAUGCCACGGCUGUGGUUCGGCACAUGAGGAAGCUGCAGCUGGGCACCAGCCAGGAGGGGCAGGGACAGACAGCUAGCCACGGGGAGCUGCUGACACCAAUGGCUGGGGGGCCAGCAGCUGGCUGUUGCUGCCGAGACUGCUGUGUGGAGCCAGGCUCGGAGCUGCCCCCUGCGCCACCCCCAAGCUCUAGGGCCAUGGACUGAACACCAAGGAAGUCAGGGUUUCUUUCAUGGGAGGGGUUGGGGGCAGCCUGCUUCCUCCUCAGCCUAGAACUGGGGAGUUUCCUACCCCAUCCCUCUUCACCCCUCUUCCUUCUCACUCCUCACUGCAUUUUCCAUACAAAUGUUUCUAUUUUAUUGUUCCUUCUUGUAAUAAAGGGAAGAUAAAACAAGA
This is a messenger RNA of Microtus ochrogaster (prairie vole), 1591 nucleotides long. It is a transcript of the gene Camk1, whose product is annotated as calcium/calmodulin dependent protein kinase I. NCBI's taxonomy places the organism in Eukaryota, Metazoa, Chordata, Mammalia, Rodentia, Cricetidae. Gene Ontology annotation, biological process: protein phosphorylation. The record is from RefSeq and is a predicted model, not a curated record. Gene Ontology annotation, molecular function: protein kinase activity; ATP binding.